Messenger RNA from Abrus precatorius (Indian licorice), 498 nucleotides. Its product is annotated as LOB domain-containing protein 4-like. The transcript is spliced from 2 exons. The record is from RefSeq and is a predicted model, not a curated record. Bases 1 to 498 code for a protein of 165 amino acids. Lineage: Eukaryota; Viridiplantae; Streptophyta; Magnoliopsida; Fabales; Fabaceae.
AUGAAAGAGAGUGGUAGGAAGCAAGGUGCACCUUCACCUUGUGCUGCAUGCAAGCUCCUUCGGAGAAGGUGUGCUCAAGAUUGUGUUUUUGCUCCUUAUUUCCCCGCAGAUGAGCCCCAGAAGUUUGCAAAUGUUCACAAAGUGUUCGGUGCCAGCAAUGUCAACAAGAUGCUUCAGGACUUACCAGAGCAUCAACGAGGUGAUGCAGUAAGCAGCAUGGUGUAUGAGGCAAAUGCAAGAGUAAGAGACCCUGUGUAUGGAUGUGUAGGGGCAAUCUCAUCUCUUCAGCAACAAAUUGGUGCCCUACAAACCCAAUUGGCCGUGGCCCAAGCUGAGGCAGUGCACCUAAGGGUGCGCCAAACUAUGCCCAUUUGGAACCCAGGACAUAGCCCAACCAAUAGUGCCUCUCAAUCCUCCAAAAUCAUUGAAUCUCAAGCCAAUUCUGUUUUUGACAUGGACAUGAUGGACCAUGCUAGUUAUGGUGAUUCAAUGUGGUGA